ACAUGGCGGCGCCCAAUAGUGUUGUUGGUGUGGAGGGAGGCAGCAGUGAAACAGCACCUAUCCUGUCAGAUUUUACCACCGGGGAUGAGAAGAGACCUCAGUUCGGAACACGUUUCCUCACAGACCCGCGGCAGGUCUUCCAGCACAACGCAUGGGACAAUGUGGAGUGGACGGAGGAACAAGAGGCAUCUGCUAAGAGGAAAGUCUUAGAAAACAAUCAGCCACUACCUCUAGAGAAACAAGAGGAAUACGACAACCGAGCAAAUGAGUUUUGGAAUGAUUUUUACACAAUCCAUGAAAAUCGUUUCUUCAAGGACCGUCACUGGCUGUUCACAGAGUUCCCAGAGUUGGCCCCUCGGAGUAGCCUUAACCAUGAGUCCCGUCUCGAGGUCUCUGGCACAGAUUACAGUCAGCAGGGUUGCCUGGAUCAAGAACAGAGAAGUGAAGUUGCAGCUUUUGCUCACACUGAUGGUGACAUCCCUGGAUCCUCUGCCAAAUAUCGCAUUAUGGAGGUUGGCUGCGGUGUAGGCAAUACUGUUUUUCCAAUACUGAAGACCAACAAUGACCCGGGACUCUUUGUGUACUGCUGUGAUUUCUCCAGCACAGCUGUGGAGCUAGUCAAGUCUAAUCCAGAGUACGACCCUGAGCGCUGCUUUGCCUUUGUUCAUGACCUGAGUGACGUGGAAGCCAAUUACCCCGUCCCCGAUGGAACCCUUGAUGUUAUAGUGCUAAUCUUUGUGUUUUCAGCGUUGCAUCCUGACAAGAUGCAGGCAUCCAUCAGUAGGUUAGCGCGGCUGCUGAAACCUGGAGGAGUGAUACUGCUCAGAGACUACGGACGCUACGAUAUGGCACAGCUUCGCUUCAAGAAAGGACGGUGUCUGUCAGAAAACUUUUAUGUCAGAGGUGAUGGAACAAGAGUGUAUUUCUUUACUCAAGAUGAGCUCCAUGAGAUGUUCACUCAGGCAGGACUUGAUAAAGUGCAGAACCUUGUGGACAGAAGGCUCCAGGUGAAUAGAGGCAAACAGAUCACCAUGUACAGGGUAUGGAUCCAGUGCAAGUACCGCAAGGCUGCUGCUGAGCCACUCGAGACGCAGGGCUGAGAGAGAGGAGAGACCCUGUCUGGCUUGACCUGCACCUGAACCACAGCUGAAAUUAAGGGCUCAAAUCAAGGCGGUGCUUGCCUCUUGUUGAGGAUGUUUGGAAUUGAGAAGCUCUUUUGUGAUGUGAUAAAGUGGAGGCUACUUGAUAGUUACAUGCUGUAAAGACCCAUUACACUAUUUCAGCUGUCAUAAUGGUGAUGGACUUGUUUUAUAGAAAGUGUUCCUGAUGGUGCUGCAAUUCAACCUUCAAUAGAGCCGAUUUCUCAUUUGUGCUGAUGAGUUCAGUAAUCUGAGAAAGUCUGGUUACACCUGUUGAACAGAUGCUUUUAAUGAGCUGAUGUUUUUGGAAUACAUGGCAUGAUUUUUAGAAUGACUUUAUGACAUUUUUGUACAUCCAAAAUAAAUGAAAAUCUAAACUUCC
This is a messenger RNA of Notothenia coriiceps (black rockcod), 1521 nucleotides long. It is a transcript of the gene mettl2a, whose product is annotated as methyltransferase 2A, methylcytidine. The transcript is spliced from 9 exons. Gene Ontology annotation, molecular function: tRNA (cytidine-N3)-methyltransferase activity. NCBI's taxonomy places the organism in Eukaryota, Metazoa, Chordata, Actinopteri, Perciformes, Nototheniidae. Bases 3 to 1100 code for a protein of 365 amino acids. The record is from RefSeq and is a predicted model, not a curated record.